This is a messenger RNA of Osmerus eperlanus (European smelt), 1780 nucleotides long. RefSeq lists its product as uncharacterized. The record is from RefSeq and is a predicted model, not a curated record. The transcript is spliced from 5 exons. Gene Ontology annotation, biological process: cell differentiation. The coding region runs from base 428 to 1780 and encodes 450 amino acids. NCBI's taxonomy places the organism in Eukaryota, Metazoa, Chordata, Actinopteri, Osmeriformes, Osmeridae.
UGAGAGAGGAGGAGGAGAAGUAGAUUACUGUCCUCGGAUCUGCCGUGUCUGAGGACCUACUGAAACAGUCAAAGAAUUUUCAGAAGACUGAGGACAAACACACCCACAUACUGGAUUCCACCUGGUGUACGGAGGGAGACAGCUGUCAGGUUUUUGUGUGGAGGAGGUUAUCUGGCUGCUGCCCAGGUGUGUCUCACCGUUGCUGCCUCAGAUGGAGGAGGUCAGACUUUAACCGGCAGUUUGGAUGAAACCACGCUCCUGUAAAACCUCCACCAGACCAAGCGGGUUUUUUCGAAGGACAUGGAAGAAUCUGGGGAGAGUUACUGUCAUGUAGGAAUCGUGUCACCUGUUGAUGUUUAUGUGGGGUUGAUUUAAUCCAUCAAUCAAAUCGAUUCAAUCAAAUCGAUUGAACAAGUGAUUGACGAGGAUGAUCUCCUAUGUGGACUGCCUUUCUGCCGAGCCGGUGGGUGUCAGCAGAAAGUGCUGGAAGGGUGCGUACAGCGAGGAUGAGGACGAACUCCUUCCUCGUAAGAUGGUCGCGCUGCAGCCCAAGACGGAGGGCAGUCUGAGACGCCGGCUCCUCACCUCCAAGAUCCACCAGCAGCAGGAUGUCCUCUGGGCCCCCAGGCCCCUGGCCGAGGGGCCCCAGCACGACAAACCCUCCCAGGGGCUCUUCACCCACCCGUACACCGGGCCCCAGCCCAAGGGCAGCCCACCAGGUCUUCUGCUCCACCACAGACAGAAGCUCUCCCUCAACCUGGGCUCCAAGCCCCAACCUGGAUACUUCUCCAUGAACCAGCAUCGACGGACCAGCUACUCUCCCACAACCCCUGAGCCUCAACAUGGGUACUCCUUCUGCCCUCCACCCCCUGGUGCUCCAGACUACCUCUACCAGGGGUCCUACCCCAAGCAGGCUCCAUCCCAUCCCAUGCAGGACUCCCAUAACCCAAACCAGGGGCCCUACAACCCCUUGCAAGGUCCCUACAACCCCAACCAGGGGCCCUACAACCCCUUGCAAGGCCCCUACAACCCCAACCAGGCCUCCUACAACCCCAUUCAAGCUCCGUACAACCCUAACCCAAGGCUGCCCGGCAGACACAAGGCCAGCCACUGCUCUCUGAGGCUCCAGAAGACCCAGUGCUGCUUCCCUCUCCAGUGGCGCAGAUCUACACAGAGCCCCUUAGCGACCACGCCACUCCUCCAGAGAGACUCAGACGGAGACUGGAGAGCGGUAAGUGUGGAUGAGGACAGCAAGUGGUCUGUUCACUACACUACCCAGAAGCCUCAGCAGGAGAGAGUCUUCCUGUCAGAGACACGCCCCUCCUGUGUGAACGACCUCCCAUCCAGGGUCAACCUCCACAAUGUCCUCUUAGAAUGUGACAGACUCAGUAAAACUGGGUAUGGCAGCAUGCAGUACUUCCCCCAGAGUCCCGCCCCCUCCUGUGCCAGCCUACCAGAGAGUUCCCUGCAUGACCCACACAGGAAGGACAGAGGACCCAAAAAGAGUAACAGACUGUUGGACUGCCUGUCUCAAUCAUGCUUCUCUGUCUUCUGUCAGUUCAGACCCUGGAGGAGAAAGUCUUCCGUCUCUCUGGCGGAGGACGAGGGGUUUGUGUACGCCACCAGCCCCCCCGUGCUGCACGGCGCCGUGAGCUGCGAUGACAUCAUGACCAAUGGCUACGAGGCGCCCGAGACCGAAGAGGAGUGGAUUAAGCCCCUCCCCCUUCCCACCCCUGAGGAGAAGAUGAGACUUCAGGCCCAGGCCAUACCAGCUGACUAG